Messenger RNA from Trichoplax adhaerens, 1611 nucleotides. RefSeq lists its product as uncharacterized. The record is from RefSeq and is a predicted model, not a curated record. Gene Ontology annotation, cellular component: Golgi apparatus. The transcript is spliced from 9 exons. NCBI's taxonomy places the organism in Eukaryota, Metazoa, Placozoa, Uniplacotomia, Trichoplacea, Trichoplacidae. The coding region runs from base 1 to 1611 and encodes 536 amino acids.
AUGGCUGAUAGUAAUAACACUCUACUUCAAUCGAUUAAUCCAAACAAACGGUUAAUUUUCCAACCUACUUUACCGCAUAAUUUUAAUCCAAACGCUAUCGGAGAAAAUGGCGAAAGUGUUAUUGUGCCUGAUAAAGCUAAAGCAGAAAGUGAUAAACUUUUUAAGAAUCAUGGCUUUAAUCAAUGGGCAAGCGAUCAUAUGUCACUGCAUAGGACUUUACCCGAUUUGAGACCUUCAUUAUGCAAGAGCCAAGUUUUUCCCAAGGAUUUACCACAGACUAGCGUUGUGAUUGUCUUCCAUAACGAAGCUUUAUCAACCUUAUUAAGAACAGUUCAUAGUGUAUUGGAUCGAUCCGCACCGGAUCUCAUACAUCAAAUUAUCUUAGUUGAUGAUUUUAGCUCAAUUAAAGGACACGAUCCGCUAAAAAAGUAUAUAGCAGAUCUCAAGAAAGUUAUUCUAGUUCGAAAUCCGAAGCGUGAAGGCUUGAUUCGUUCUCGAAUUAUAGGAUAUUCUCGAGCUACAGCACCCAUUGUAACCUUCCUUGAUGCUCAUUGCGAAGUUACAAUCGGCUGGCUAGAGCCUUUACUUGAUAGAGUCCAUCAAAAUCGAAGUGUUGUCGUUUGCCCCGAAAUUGAUGUGAUCGACGAUAAGACAUUCCAAUAUCGAGCGGGUUCAAGUGGUGAUAUUCGAGGUGUUUUUAACUGGGAUAUGAAAUUUAGAUGGAGAUUAACUCCAUCCCAGGAGCAAAAACGCCGUAACAAUUAUAAUGUGCUGUUUGCUAGAUCUCCAACCAUGGCAGGUGGUCUUUUUGCUAUUGAUCGUCAGUAUUUCCAAGAGAUUGGCUUAUAUGAUAGCCAGAUGGAUAUUUGGGGAGGCGAGAAUCUUGAACUAUCGUUUCGGAUAUGGCAAUGUGGAGGCCAGUUGGAAAUAAUGCCAUGUUCUCAUGUCGGCCACGUAUUUCGAAAUGUCAUACCCUAUAAAUUUCCUAAAGAUGCUGGCUUAACUAUUAAUAAAAAUUCCGUCCGCACAGCUGAGGUCUGGAUGGAUGGUUAUAAAGAGUUUGUUUAUCAACGCCAGCCUUAUAUGCGAAAUAUUCAUUUCGGCAAUAUUACCGAGAGAUUGGAAUUACGGAAAAAAUUACAGUGUAAAAGUUUUAAAUGGUAUUUAGAUCACGUUUUUACCGAUGUUAUAUUACCAAAUGAAUCCGCUAUUGCUAAAGGAAAGGUUAGAAAUCCUGAAUCAGAAAUGUGCUUAAAUACGCUAGGCAGACCAAAACAUGCCUUCUUAGGCCUAUCACCUUGUGCUCAUGAAGGAAAGACUAUGAUCAUAUCACUCACAGUGUUAAAUGAAUUGGCAAUGGAUGAAGUUUGCUUCGAUGUAUCUGAUCACCAGUCGGGUGGGAAAAUUACUUUACUAGAUUGCCAUUCGAUGGGAGGAAAUCAAUUUUGGUCUCAUAAAAAGAAUGGAAAAUUACAACAUCGAGAUAGUGGGUUAUGCUUAGAUAGGGGUACCGGUAUUAACCCUGUCAUGCAACCAUGCAAAGAUGUUCCUUCACAGAUUUGGACGUUUGACAAUUACUAUCCUAACGUUAAGCCAAGGAAACUAAAUUGA